AUGAUCAAUUAUCGUAAUGUAUCCGAUUCGGUUGCACCACCUGGUCUUGUUGCAAAUGCUGUCUUGAUGCCAUUAUCUGAUCGUUUUGAAGAUCCAAAAUCUCUAUCAAGUAUUGCUAAAACUAUUCGUCAUUCAAUCAAGCAAUCACGUAAUGUCGAAUUUAUUGAACGUUGGGUUGCCACUGCUAAUAAAGUGAUAAGAACAAUAGUGCAUGAGAAUCGAUUUCCUAAAAUGUCAACUUUUAAUGAUCGGAUUAUCGUUAAUUCUAAUUGGCGCUAUGAUUGGGCGAGUCUUGUUGAUUUUGGUCAUUCGAACAAAUGUCGAUUUUAUACAAUAUGGACUCGUGCAUUAUAUCUUCGUAUAUUUCGUCUUAAUCCAGUAUAUGAUGGCACUCAAUGGAUGGAAAGAGAUCAAAAUGGAGCUGAAGUAGCCUUUCGUAUUGAACAAGACAAGAAGGAAAAAUUUAUCAAGGCAUGGCAGGAAGAUAUUGCCGAGAAUUUUAUUAAUGUAAAGAUAUAA
This is a messenger RNA of Rotaria sordida, 519 nucleotides long. NCBI's taxonomy places the organism in Eukaryota, Metazoa, Rotifera, Eurotatoria, Philodinida, Philodinidae. The record is from the annotation of a GenBank genome assembly.